GUUGUCUUGUUUUUGAGAUUGGGCUGUUGCACAAUUUUGUGCUGUUGUAAACUGUUGUGUUUCGAAACCGUUGCGGCAGGGCAAGUCAACGUCCUCAACGUCGCCGCUCUCACGUCGCAUCUCACAUCAAGCAGCAGCAGCAGCAGCAGGCAUCAUGGAGGAGCUGCCGACCUAUGAGCUGGAGGCACAGUUCUUCGGGUUCCUGCCAACAACAGUGAUUGAUCUCGUGAUCAACGCUGUGAACGACUAUGUGUUGCUUUCUGCGGAUUCAUUGAAGACGUUCUUGCUGGAGAGCAGCAGCAGCCCUUUCCGAGAAGAACCAGAUCACGUGUGGAAGGCUGUCACUGCUGUUGUGAACUUUGUGCAGGAUGCAGUGGACAAAUACUUUGACAAGUUUGAGCUGUACUGCUUCCGCAACGUGUUCAAGAUUCCAGAGGCGCUGCCUGUGCCCGGAGAUAUCCCUGCAGGCCAGCGCGCACCACAGCCCUCAGGAGAAAACAGCCUUCAAACCAUCAUCACAGACAUUAACACGGAGCUUGACAGGCACGCCAAAUUGCGAGCAGAGCUUCGACGACUGAAGCGCGAAGCCAAGACCAACUCCUUGCGGCCCAUCGAAAACGGCAUCAAGCAGACGUGGUCAUCGCAUGGAGGCAACCUGCUUCAAGAUCACAUUGUGUAUCUCUGGGAACAGGUUGACGGCGUCAAGGCUGAGGCACAGCGCGUGUUCACGCUGUUGCAUGAGCAGCAGAGGUUGCAGGCAAAGCGCACGGCGCAGCAAGGACAACCCAAACAACAGCAGGCAACAGCGGUCGAAAGUACACCAGGCACCCUGUCACCGAAACGACCCAAAACCUCCCGCCCCAUCCUCCCAGACGAGGUGCUGGAUUCGAUGUGAAGUUGUUACGAUUUGUCAUGGACACUGUUACAAAAUUUCUGCACAAUUCGAUAUUUUCUGUGAUUGACAUUUUAAUGAAAGAUAGACACCGAUUUUCUUAUUCGUCAGUGGGCGUGUUGCGUAUUUGGCAGUGGUUUUGUUGUGUGGGGGCUUUUCGUGGUUGUUUUUCGUUGUUUCGUCGUG
Molecule: messenger RNA, 1078 nt
Organism: Salpingoeca rosetta
Lineage: Eukaryota; Choanoflagellata; Craspedida; Salpingoecidae
Exons: 9
Coding region: 155-895 (246 amino acids)
Biological process (GO): mitotic cell cycle; protein localization to kinetochore; mitotic sister chromatid segregation
Cellular component (GO): chromosome, centromeric region; nucleus
Source: RefSeq, a predicted model, not a curated record